AUGGCUUUCCAGACAAACGUCUUUAGAAACGGUGCUUGGGUCACGGAGAUUAUUGACCUACAAACUGUUCUGAGGGGCUCAACCACAAACACCUCCGCUGUCGCUCCUUCACUCCCCGCUCCGCCAAGCUGUGGUAUCUUGACGAGAACGGUCAUCGAUAGCCCCAUUGCUCGAUGGGUCUUGCCUGCUCGCCUAAGGUCUGCACAUCACAAUGAUGUUGCCUUCGUUGGGGAUCGUUACGUGAGCAUCAAUGAGUUGCGCAAAGAUGGGCAGCUUCAGGAGGUGCUGCGGAAGAACGACUUUGGCUGUCGUAUUCGAAAUGCGCUUGUUAUUGGAAACAAGUACGAGCACUUUCGCGUUGUCCCAGACGAUCCUGGUCAUGACCACAUAAAAAGCGAAGACGAAGAUGAUGACACCCACAUGGCCGACAUUGGCUCUGGAUCUGGCAUCAGUAGUUCUCAUGGGCAGUUCCCACCGCACUUGUUGCUCCUCAUCCUCGAAUCAGGUUCCUUUGUCUUCCUCUUCAUCAAAAGAGACGAUGAGAGAGAUGCCCUGGAGUUCGUCGCAUCGCCGUUCCACAACCCAGCAAGGAGACUAGGCCACUUGGGAUUUCAUGUAGCUGUCGACCCCAGGUCUCGCUAUUUUGCAGUCGCGGACGCCCAAAACAAAUUUGUCGUUUACGAGCUAGAGUCCAUUGAGGCAAUGGGUGACCAGUUCAUACUUGACAAGGCCAUCAAACCCAUUAGGGCGCAUCAGCCAAGAGCAGUCCAAGGUACCAUUCUCAAGAUGGAGUUUCUCUAUCCUCGUCCCGAGGACAAAAACCACGUCAUUCUCCUUCUCAUAAUCGCAAAGGCCGACAGGUCGAAGAUGGUCAUCUACGAAUGGGAGCGCGGAGACGAUCUUGGCCAAGUGCUGGCCGAAGAAAAGCGUGGCCAUCGCAUAGCACCAGAGCAUCGGCUCCCUCUUCUCAUCAUUCCUCUGACAGUGAGAAGUUCCUUUUUCGCAGUUUCCGAACACGCUCUUGGCAUAUGCAAGGACCCCCUCCAAGGGCCUCCUGACAUUGAAACAAUUAAUCCGGUCAGCCAUCCCGCGAGCCCUUUUCAUCACGGUACUAGUGUACCCCUUUGGACAGCUUGGGACAGACCGGUACGGAGGCGGCGCUACUACGACACCAAGGAUCUUAUUUAUUUGGCUCGAGAAGAUGGUGUAAUUGUCUUCUUUGAGUUUAAUACGACGGAUAUCUUGGGCGCUGCCAUGAAUGUUGGCAGCUGCAACUGCAACAUUUCGACCGCCUUCACCACAAUGUAUGACGCCUACUCUGACGUGGCCAUUGUCGCCGGCGACUCUGGCCCCGGGAUGGUAUUUCAGAUUGGCAAGAAGCCGACUGUUCUUUUCUUGGACCCCGAGACCGGAGAAGACCUCUCUCUUCCGCAAGACAAGCAUGGAAAUGCGACGACAUUCAUCAGCGGCUUGGGAAGCCAAGAGGACAAGAUUCAUGCAGUUUACGACUGGCUUUUCAUCAAAGACGGCAUGACCUUUCAUUACCUCAUCGUCACAACGGCAGGCGGACGCCUGUUGCUUGUGUCGCCUAAGAAGGAAGAGAGUCACGACCUUGAAGGCAAUAGGAGAACGAGGAUACGGUUCUCCACGAAAUAUAGGAUAAAGGAAAAAGCGCCCAUAUAUUCUAUUGUUGGGGAUGGCGACAGCAUUAUUUACUGUGCUGGAAAAAUCCUUCACUGGGAUGUCCUGGACUCCGUCGAAAAGAGAUUGGUCCGCAAAAAGACGUAUGAGCUGAACUCUCCCGCCAUCUCACUACGGAUGGUGAACGGAAAGAUCUCGGCGCUCACCCUCAGCGACUCCUUGGUGAUUAUUGAUCACAAGGCAGAAAACACACACGGAGAAAUGACACAGAUCCAUGCGGAUCAGGUGACGCGGAAGUCGAAUCACUUCUUCGAUGUCGGAGAUGAUGCAGACCCGGAGCUGACUUGGCCAGUGACUCUCCUGACGGGCAUGGAUCGGUCCUUCACGGCAGUCUGGACUCCUUGGAAACAGCCCAAGAGAGAGCUGGAACUCGUUGCAGAAGGACCACUGCCCGCCAGCAUCAGGAAACUUCAGCGAGGCCGUGUGCGGCCGGAAUGGGUGGCGACAGAACAUGUGCCACGGUACGGUAGUAUACCGAGCACAGUAGACGGUGCUGAGGUGUUGGGCAUCUGUCUUGACGGAUCAUUGAUGCACUUCAGCCUACUCAACCUUCAAGCAUGGCGGUUUUUACGUCUUGUUGAGAACCUAGCGCUGAGAAGUCCACUGCUGUUUCCCUACAGCUACGAAGUGUCCGUCUUGGACAACGAGGAAUACGACGCGGAAGCGAAAGACACGCCAAAGUCGAUGAAGCACAUCAACGGGAAUUUACUGCAGCAGUGUAUCGACAAGCGGGUCCUUCAGGAGAUAAUGAAGGGAGACAGCAACCAUGACCUUUUGCGAGAGUAUCUGGACGGCUUGGAUGAUGGAAAGUGGACAGCAUCUUUUCAAGAAGACAACGACCCUGACCUCACGAGGUAUUUCGAUCUCGCUUACGACAUUUUGGAUUACUUCCUUGCGCCUGUUCUCUGA
Messenger RNA from Colletotrichum fioriniae, 2610 nucleotides. The record is from RefSeq and is a predicted model, not a curated record. Lineage: Eukaryota; Fungi; Ascomycota; Sordariomycetes; Glomerellales; Glomerellaceae.